AUGGAGAAAAGGUUGGAAGUCCAGUCCAGCAUCGGUGCCCGAUUCCUGCCAGAGCCCGGCCCGGGACGAGCCGCGGGGCAGCUGCGCCUGCUCUGCCUGUGCGCCUGCCUCUGUGCCUUGUGCUCCUGCACAGAUGCAAAUUGGAACAGAUCUAAAUGCCAGCCAGGGAAAAUUUUGUUUGGUUGCCGUUUGAGAUCGUGGGACGAUGGCCACUUGCGGCUCCUGGAAGGAUUUCAUACUGUACAGUCCUGUCAGACUGCUUGCUGCCAGAGCCCUGCCUGUGAUGCCUUUUGGUUCUUGGAAAAUAUGUGCAUCCAGGUGAACUGCACUAUGCCUGGCAUAUGUCAGGCAAACAGGACUGGCUCUUCCGACUCCGUUUUGGUGUUUUUAAAGAAGUCAAAAAGCACAGAGCACUUGAAGGAUCACACAGAAGGUGAUGCAAAGAUCUGGCUUCACAAGUGGUUGGAUGGGGGCAUCUCUGCCCAAGAUAGAAAAAGACUGCGGAGAUCCUUCCAGAAAUGGAACUUGGCAGGUGGCAGAGUGGAUCUUCUUCAAAGGGAUAUAGUGGCUGUCCCAAGUGCUGAGACCACGGCUGGCCAGGCAGCUAGACCUCCAGAGAGCAAAUCCAGAAGACGCCGAAGUGAAACAGUGUCGAAGGAUCAAAUACUUAGGUCUUUAGUGCCAGACAGGCCUGUUCCUGAAGACCAUUCAGAUCAAAAGAAGGACUCGCUUGAAAAUGGACAGAAUUCAAGAGAGCCGAAAACCAAAAGCCCGUUCCCUCCUAAAAGCAAUAAUGAAACCAGAUCGAGUGAUGCAAAUGGCACUGGCCUUCUACAGGUCCACCCAGGAACAACUGCACCAGCACCACCAGCGUUGGCUACAUUCUCCAGUCCUGUAGUCCAGGGCUUGACAGCCAUUGGGAAGACUGUGAAACCGAAGCAGCCAGAUGAUGCUUUAGUCCAUCCUCACUCCUCAGACGUAUUGCCCACCGUCAGUUCUGUGAAGGGGAAAGCCACAAUGAGGAUGGAGGUUGCUACUUCUGUGCCAACUGGUGUUCCUACAAAUGACAGUGGUCCCGCUGUCCCAACUGGCGCUGCCGCAUCACCAAGUACUACUGUCCCUGCCCCAGUUAUAAAGGAGCUGGUAGUGUCUGCUGGAGACAGCGUCCAAGUGACCCUGCCAAAGAAUGAAGUUCUUCUGAAUGCGUUUGUGCUUCCUGAACCGCCACCUCACACCAGUUACUCCUAUGAGUGGGAACUCAUUACUCACCCAAAAGACUACAGUGGAGAAAUGGAAGGGAAGCGCUCCCACAUCCUUAAGUUAUCUAAGCUUACUGUUGGUCUCUACGAAUUCAAGGUCAUUGUUGAUGGGGAAAAUGCACACGGAGAGGGUUAUGUGAACGUGACAGUGAAUCCAAAGCCUCGGGUGAACCAGCCCCCCGUUGCCAUCGUGUCCCCGCAGUUCCAGGAGAUUUCACUGCCGACUAUUUCAACUGUUAUUGAUGGCAGCCAAAGCACUGAUGAUGAUAAAAUUGUCAGUUACCACUGGGAAGAACUGAAGGGUCCUUUGCGAGAGGAAAAGGUUUCUACUGAUACUGCCAUAUUGACACUGACCAACCUGCUACCUGGGAAUUACACAUUCAGUCUAACAGUAGUGGACUCGGAUGGUGCCAGCAACUCCACCACUGCAAGCUUGACUGUGAACAAAGCUGUGGAUUAUCCUCCAGUGGCAAAUGCAGGCCCAAACCAAGUGAUCACCCUGCCUCAGAACUCCAUCACCCUCUAUGGGAACCAGAGCACCGAUGAUCACAGCAUUGUCAGCUAUGAGUGGCUGCUGAGCCCCAACAGCAAGGGAAAGGUGAUGGAGAUGCAGGGAGUGAGGACACCAGUCUUACAGCUCUCUGCAAUGCAAGAAGGUGAUUACACUUACCAGUUAAUAGUGACAGAUUCUGCUGGGCAGCAGUCUACAGCAGAGGUCACUGUUAUAGUCCAGCCAGAGAACAACAAGCCCCCAAAGGCAGAUGCUGGUCCAGAUAAAGAACUAACUCUUCCUGUAGACAGCACCACUCUAGAUGGCAGCAAGAGCUCAGAUGACCAGAAAAUAGUCUCCUUUCUCUGGGAAAAAACACGAGGCCCAGAUGGUGUCAAGCUGGAGAAUGCCAACAGCAGUGUUGCCACUGUAACAGGCCUUCAAGUUGGAACCUACGAAUUUACUCUGACAGUUAAAGAUGAGAGGAACUUGCAGAGCCAAAGCUCAGUCAACGUGAUUGUCAAAGAAGAGAUAAACAAGCCACCAGUUGCAAAGAUUGCUGGAAACGUUGUCAUCACCCUGCCAACAAACACAGCUGAACUGGAUGGAUCGAAAUCUUCUGAUGAUAAGGGAAUCAUCAGCUACUUGUGGACCCGGGAUGAGGGGAGCCCUGCGGCUGGGGAAGUCUUAAACAAUUCAGACCAUCACCCUGUCCUCCUCCUCUCCAACUUGGUGGAAGGGACCUACACCUUCCAUCUCAGAGUAACAGAUGCCAAAGGGGAGAGUGAUGUGGAAAGGACCACAGUGGAAGUCAAACCUGAUCCUAGAAAAAACAACCUUGUGGAGAUUAUUCUGGAUGUUAAUGUCAGCCAGCUAACUGAGAGGCAGAAGGGCAUGUUCAUCCGGCAAAUAGGGGUUCUCCUGGGGGUCCUCGACUCGGACAUUACCGUACAGAAGAUUCAGCCAUACACGGAACAAAGCACCAAGAUGGUCUUCUUUGUAAAGAACCAGCCUCCCCAUCAGAUUUUCAAAGGCCGUGAGGUAGCGUGGACGCUCAAAAAUGAACUCCGGAAGCAGCAGUCUGAUUUUCUCAUUUUUCGGGCGUUAGAAAUUAACACAGUCACAUGUCAGUUGAACUGCUCUGAGCAUGGACGCUGUGACUCCUUCACCAAGCGUUGCAUCUGUGACCCCUUCUGGAUGGAGAACUUCAUCAAGGUGCAGAUGGGGGAUGGCGAAAGCAACUGUGAAUGGAGUGUGCUGUAUGUGAUCAUUGCAUCUUUCGUCAUUGUGGUUGCCUUUGGAAUCUUAUCCUGGAUGGUGAUCUGCUGUUGUAAGAGACGAAAAGGAAAAUCUAAAAGAAAAAGCAAAUACAAGAUUUUGGAUGCAACGGAUCAAGAAAGUCUGGAGUUAAAACCAAAUCCCAAAGCAGGUGGCAGGCAGAAAGCCCAGCUGCACAACACCAGCCUGAUGCACUCGGAGUCCGAGCUGGACAGCGAUGAAGCCAUCUUCACGUGGCCCGACCGGGAGAAAGGGAAGCUGCUCCGCAGCCAGAACGGCUCCCUGCGCAACGGACAAGUGAUGCUCAAGGCCAAGAACCAGAGGGAGGAAAUCCUAUAGCUUCCCCCAGGCUUUUGGCUGAAGCUCUGUGAAAGCUGCUCCUAUCCCUGUUUUAUAAGGGGGCUUUGGAGGUCGGUUUGGUUAGGACUGUGCUGCUAACUUGUUUCAGAGAAAAUAACUUUGUGGAUUUCUUUUAAUUCAGUUAAAACUGGUUGUACUUGAAUUGGACCGUCAAGGGAAAUCAAAGGGAGGAGGAGACAACUGUGAACCACAGACUACUUGUCAGGAAAACCACAGAGCUGGCAUCUGGGAUGCAGCGGGAUAGAACCACUUGGAGCAACUGUGAAUGUGCCGGACACUCCCAGCCCACCUCAGACUGCAGCAGAGGGAAAUGCCCAGGACCUUCCAGGUCAUUGGCCAUGGGGCUCCUUGGAGAAGGAAGGUCAAGGCUGAGCUGUGCUCUGAGCUCCCUUCAGGCUCCAGUAGCCUUGCAACGCUACUCCUGCUGUAGAACAACUCUUCCCUUUCACUCCCACCUUCCCUAGUCAUUUGAGCACUACUUUUCAUUUGAAUUUGAACCUGUCCUUUCACAUGCAUUGGCUUUUUGGAGCAUACAGGAGAGGGGAUCUAACCUCUGUGCUCACACUCCAUCAACCUGCAGCUGGGAGCGGGGUUUGGAGCUGUUCUCCUUGGGAAUGUUGAGGACGUGGUGCCUGCUCCGGAACGCUGACCCGUCUGUGCUGGUUGCUGGGCUGGGAGCCCCUCUCCUGCUGGGUGCCAGGGCCAGGCAGGGGACACCCACCUCUGGUGCCUGGUGUUUCACUUCACUCCAAAUCUGUGAGAUCUCCUGUGGCCCCAGCAACCUCCUUGGGUCCCCAAGCCCUCCGUGCAACUGGCUGUUACCAGCUGUAUCCUGAUUACGCCAUGGACUCUUAAUGUUUUUUUUCUUAAACUUUGCACAUCCCAGGCCAACGGGGGUUGGUGUCCUCAGUCCCCAGUGGUUGGCUCUUUCCCUGGAGCUGGAGGCCUUGCGUUGUGGCUCGGUUGUCCUGCACGUUGGUGGCACGACGGGACACCCACAUGUAAUGUCCCUGAGCCCGUGGAACAGGGACAUCACCAUCCCCGCGGGCCUCGGCAGCACCGCUUCCCUGCUCCUAGACUCCGGGAAACGCUUUUCCAGGAAUCAGGUGGGUGGUGGCCCUUUCCUAGCCCUGCUUCUUCAUCUCCCUGUGCUGCUUUCACGAGCUGCACCCCUGUCCCCGGCCAGCAAGGGGCCGCUCACUGGUGUGAAGGAUGCUGC
Molecule: messenger RNA, 4606 nt
Organism: Nothoprocta perdicaria
Lineage: Eukaryota; Metazoa; Chordata; Aves; Tinamiformes; Tinamidae
Product: KIAA0319 like
Exons: 20
Coding region: 1-3366 (1121 amino acids)
Cellular component (GO): plasma membrane; cytoplasmic vesicle
Molecular function (GO): protein binding
Source: RefSeq, a predicted model, not a curated record